UGAUAUAUUUUCAACAGCCCUACUGGUCACACUCUCUUUUCGCUAUUGGUUUCCGGCAAGCUCCAAAAUGACCAUUCGUCCAGCGUACAGACCCAAGAUUGUAAAGAAGCGCACUAAGCACUUCAUUCGCCAUCAGUCGGAUCGCUAUGCCAAGUUGUCGCACAAAUGGCGCAAGCCCAAGGGUAUCGACAACAGAGUCCGUCGUCGCUUUAAGGGCCAGUAUCUGAUGCCCAACAUCGGUUACGGAUCCAACAAGCUGACCCGCCACAUGCUGCCCACCGGCUUUAAGAAGUUCUUGGUGCACAAUGUGAAGGAGCUGGAGGUGCUGCUCAUGCAAAACCGCGUAUAUUGCGGUGAGAUCGCCCAUGGCGUGUCUUCAAAGAAGCGCAAGGAGAUUGUGGAACGCGCCAAGCAGCUGUCUAUUCGCCUGACUAACCCCAACGGUCGUCUGCGUUCUCAAGAGAACGAGUAAGCUUAAGGUUAAGAUCAUAGCCCUUGUAACGUUUUCGGAAUACAAGUUUCAAACGUUAAAAACACCA
Drosophila serrata is the source of this 539-nucleotide messenger RNA. It is a transcript of the gene RpL32, whose product is annotated as Ribosomal protein L32. Gene Ontology annotation, molecular function: structural constituent of ribosome. Gene Ontology annotation, biological process: translation. Lineage: Eukaryota; Metazoa; Arthropoda; Insecta; Diptera; Drosophilidae. The record is from RefSeq and is a predicted model, not a curated record. Gene Ontology annotation, cellular component: ribosome; cytosolic large ribosomal subunit.